This is a messenger RNA of Paramuricea clavata, 4496 nucleotides long. The record is from the annotation of a GenBank genome assembly. Lineage: Eukaryota; Metazoa; Cnidaria; Anthozoa; Malacalcyonacea; Plexauridae.
GUGCUAUUUAAGCUACAAACAAAUGGUAUGGGUAACUUGGUGGAAAUGGCAAAAAUUUUAACACAUCUAAAAUUAACCAAGGAAAAGUUUACUGAUAUGUGUAUUGCAGCUGGUUGUGACUACAUAGAAAAUAUCCGAGGUAUUGGCAUAAAUAAGGCUAAGAAAAUUGCUUGUGAGAACAAAAAUUAUUUAAACGUGUUCCAGUCAUUGCCAUUUGCUCCAACUGACUACAAGAAACGGUUCCAACAAGCACAAAUGGUUUUUCACCACCAGACAGUCAUUGAUCCUGUCAAAUAUGAAACAGUCCCAUUAAGUCUGUUCUUCGGUUGUCCAACAGUCUGCCAUUGUGUAUUGUGUAUUGUGUCUUGCUCAUUUUGACACAAUUAUUUUUUCCAUUUGAAAUUUUUUUUUGCUUCUCUUUUGCGUUUAUUAUUUCGUUGCCGCUUUGUUUUUUGUUUGCCUGGCGUAUGGGACUCUGGGAUGCACGAACGCUUCCCCAAAAUAGCGGGAGAACAUGAACUCUGGACAAGAAGACCUGAAAUUAGCAAAGGAAAUAUCAUGAGAUAAAAGACCAAAAAUAUAUACAAUAUUGAGGGGCGCUAAGGGGCGCUAUUAAAUAUGGUCACAAAUAAUGGUCAUAGAUUAUGCCAAUUGCAAUUUUAAAUGUGAUGUGUGAACGGUUAAGCUGUGACAUGUAAAAGUAAAUGGACCAGUGUAUUUGGGAAAAAUACACGAGUUUACAAUCAAAUGAUAUUUUUUAUCGAAUUCCAAAAAUUAUCGAUUUGAAAAGUAACACGGCAUAACAAUAUUACAUGUAACUUCCUUUUUAAUAAAAAACAAAAAGUUUAAACUUUAAAACGUGGCAGAAAAUAGAGCGCCAACAUACCUUUAAUCGUGCUAGAAAUCCGCCAUCUUUAAGAAAAUAUCCAAAAUAAUGCAUUGCGGUCGCAGUGCGCACACCGCCUGGGCACUCAGCGUAAGGUUUAGUAAAGUUUUAAGCCCUGUGAAGGCCAUGAUUUAGGGGCUGAUUACAUGGACCGAGCCAGCCCGGUUAACCGGGCUGAAAAAUGUCACGAAAAUCUUCCUUGGGCCGCAAAAUGAGUUUUAAAUCGGGUUUAGGAUGAUUUUGCAUCUAUACUAAACCAAUUAUUUAUCGCAAAUUUAUUUUACGCGAGUUUUAAAACCACAGCAAGGUCCUAAACAAACGAGUCAGCCCGGUUAACCGGGCCAGCUCGGCACCAUGUAAUCAGCCCCUAAGUGUAUAAAAUAAUGUGACUGCACUUCGUGCGUUGUUCACUCAAUGGACUUUGACCACUGUAAGUUCUAUAUUUUAAUUUAUUAUAAAGUUUUGGUUUCUUUGUUUAAUACUGUGUAUACAAUGUGGUAAAUGCGCCUAGCAGUAUUAGACUUAAUAAUAUGAAAUCAGAUAGCAAAAACAUGUGUUAUAUAAUUCAUCUGUACGUUUUAAGAAUGCUUUGUCGUUUGUAUUUAUACGCGUACUAGAGCAGCGCGUAUUAAAUUCAACAAAUUCCACUUCAUCUUGAAAAUAUUAUAUAUUCUUGCUUAUGAUUUAGUGAAUAUGAUUUAGUGAAUAUUAACACGCCUAUCUGUAAUCUGUGAGUGCUCUUGAACCCGUGCAUGGUCUUGGCAACAAAUGCACAAAUCGAUUCCGUAUUCCAUAAGUUCCGACCACAGUGCUCACAAGUCGCCGGCUCGCUGCGAGUAAUAACUGCAUGCUUUAUGUAAUUUGUACUAUUUUUAGUUCUAUUUGCUCUUGAUUCCCGCGGCAAUCCCUACCUUGCAGGUACCCUUACUAGUACAAUACAUUUUAUCAGGGUCCCAAAAAUUUUGCCAGGGGGGGGGCAAAAUUUUGCCAGGGGAGGGGGGGGGCGGGUCCCCUGGCCCCAGCCCUGGCUACGCCUCUGCAUGCAUCCUAUCUAAAUAUCCCGCGCACAUCACAUCAGGCCUAUUACUCAGUCUGUACUAUUUUUUAUUAUUUUUAGUACUACGUUGCGCCGUUCCACUUUUGUUAUUUAAUUAUAAGUGUCACAGACUAUUUAUGACAAACUCAAAACGUCAUUUUCUGUUAGGCAUGUUAUAUACAUAACAAAAUUUUGCCUUUCAAUAUUUCAUAUUGAUGAGUUUUUCAUUAAAUUUCCUGUCUUCGAAUUGUGUAGAAGACACUACACAUGAUACUAUGAUGAUAAAAUCAGAAUAUCGGAAACAUCGUCCUGCAUUUCACUUUGAUAUUUUACUUUUAGAAUAGCACAAGUUAUAACGCUGAGCUGUGGACGACACGGAAUACGACUUACCAGUUGGAUUCCAGUAAUUUUGAUGCCAAUGUCACAGCAGUUUGUUUGACGUCUGAUAAUUUUGGAAUUUCCUUUCCGGUCCAAGCUCCGAACCUUCAUAGUUUAUUCUUCGGGAAGAAAGCUCUUGAGUUGAAUCCUCGGGAUUGGAUUAAUGGUAUAACGGCUGAUGGUGUCGCGAUAAAUCAUUUUCAGUCAGGUUGCUACGAAGUAGGCUUCAAUGUUGGAGACAAGAAUGAGAUACAAGCGCGUAUGGGAGUUGUCAGCAGAAACAAUUCAGGUUAGCAUCGAUUAUCUGAGGAUCUUUACUUGGGGGCUGGGGGGGGUGUCUAGAUCCCAUUUCGCAGCCCAAACGUUCUCUUAAUCUCAUUUCCCAGCCCUUUUUCAGUUCAAAUCCCAGUCACACUAGGAAAUUGAAAGAAGAACGCCGAGCACGUGGUUCAUCUAUGUGAUGAACUUUUUACACAAUUCUGCGUUUGGUGGAUAAUCCAAGUGAUCAUAUAUGUACACAAUUUAAGAAAAAUGCAACACUAGCUCCUUUGGCAGGAAUUGAACUUGCGAUUCCUGCGUUCAAUUGCCCUCCUUAGAAUUAUAGUUUUGCCAGAAAAAAGGUAUAUGACUGACUUGCAGAGGCAGGAUUAUACGUCGAAUUUUGUCGCCUCGAAUGCAAUUAUGGCAGUAGAUAAUGAGAUGAUAAACCUCAUUAAUUAUAAGCUUCAUUAUCUCUUGUUUUAAUUGCAUUCGACCCGACCAACAUUCGACGUAUCAAACAAGCCUAAGGUUAAAUAUAUUAGGUUUUCCUGGACGGUUUACACAAAUUCUCUAUUAAAAGCUGUUGUAGCUCUACAGAGUGUUCUUAAAGUUAUUUCACUUUAAAAUGUCCAACAACUGUCUUUAUAAUGCUAUGUUGGUUUUGCCAUUUUUGGGGCUUUCAUACCCAGUCCCAACAACCCAAAUCCCAUGUUUCCAGUCACAAAAUAGGAAAAUCUCCGUUCCCAUGUUACCUCAUCAAGACACUGUUAUCUAGCCCCUUACCGCUUUGCUGAAACCAUGGGUAAUAAAAUAAAUGGAUAGGAAACUAGCUGACGCGUGACCUAAUGUUUUCAAUGGGCUGAUGAGCGUGGAUGGAUGUCCCAACCUAGUUGAAAACCAAAUUCUCAAAAACGGCAUGUUUAGCAAUAAUACAGCUAAACAAUUUAGUCAAAGAGCAAAUAAAUAUACCCACGCCAUUCUACGAUGAAAACUCUAAGUAUUCUUAGUCAAUUUUAGCAAAUAUUUCAAGCACUAAACAGUGAAAAAUACACCACAAAUUUCGUUAGAAUUUGUGACGCCAAUUUCGUAGCUACAAAUGUAAAAAAAUACAAAACAAAGACGAAAAACAUUUACCUUGAAUAUUUUGUCGUGGCUUAGGCAUGUUUUUAAAACAAUUAGACCAGUUUAUGCUUCAAUAUCACCCCUUUAAAUUGGAAAAUAUAGCAAAACAACAAAAAUGCCGAGAACUUUGGUAAUAUUCGCAAUACGCGUGACGUCACGUUUUUCAACAAGGUUGCGGCCAGUGACGUCAGAAGUUUCCUAUCUAGUUAUUUUAUAAUCCAUGCUGAAACGGAGCCAUGUGCGAGAGUGAAGCAAUCGUUGGUAAAAAAGAUAUAUUGUGAGACAUUGCAUAUUUUGCCAACAUCUACAAAAAGUAGAAAACUGUCUGCCUAUACAGAAAAUUAUUUGCUUACAGUCAAAUUUUACUCGAAUUUUUAAUAAAAUUGGCUUAAUGUAACGUACGUUACAAAACGCGGAACCUUUUCUAAGGUUUAGUCAGCACUGUUAAAGUCACGAUUUUGUACAUGCCCACAAGAAUUAUAUAUUAUAAUAAUUUAUUGAUUUGUUUCUUGUUGUAGCUAUAACACUGACAAUAAUAUUAAUUUGUUUCUUUGAUAAUACAAUUCACGUGGCUGCAUCGUGAUCCCGUGGAAAUUUAUCACUGCAGUUAUUUAUACGUUCUUUUAUUCUUUUAUAGGCUGCAAUUUAUCUGAAGUUCAAGGUAUUGGCGUCGGUAUACGUGUUGCAGGGAAAGAAGAAUAUAACAGCGCACAUGGUAUCAUUGUCGGUGGGAACUUGACGCUCGCCUAUGAUCACUUCAGAAUCCUUGUGCGCUCACGACCUUGGAUAGAUGAGGGUACAGCAUCUCCAUAA